UCACCGCGUAUUUAAGUGCGGAGCGCCGGACACCGCUCUGCAGCCUGCGAGCCGGGCCGGGUCCGAUUGAACUGAACCGAGAGCAGCCGAACCCACCCCAGCCGAACCAAGUCCAGUCGAACUGUGCCCAGGCAGGUCCAAAACCGCAGCGCAUCCCGCCGGGGCCGAGCCGAGCCGAGCCGAGCCAUGCAUCUGGCGCUGCUGGCCCGGCUGCUGUCCGUCGGGCGGGCGGUGCUGGCGGCGCUGCGAGGGCGCCUGGGCGCGCUGUGCUGGAGCCUGGCUCCCCUGCCCCUGCCCCUGCCCCUGCCCCUGCCCGGCUGGCGGCACUCGGCCCCCUGGCCGCGGCGGGAGCAGGAAUGGGACGACACGGCCCCGACCCCCACCAGCGUCAAUUACCACUUCACCCGGCAGUGCAACUACAAGUGCGGCUUCUGCUUCCACACGGCCAAGACCUCCUUCGUGCUGCCCCUGGAGGAGGCCAAGCGGGGGCUGGCCAUGCUCAAGGAAGCAGGCAUGGAGAAAAUCAAUUUCUCGGGAGGAGAACCGUUUAUUCAGGACAGAGGCGAAUUCUUAGGCAAACUGGUCCAGUUCUGCAAGCAGGAGUUGGAGCUCCCGAGUGUCAGCAUCGUUAGCAAUGGCAGCCUGAUCAGAAAGCAGUGGUUCGAGAAGUACGGUGAAUUUUUAGAUAUUCUGGCAAUUUCAUGUGAUAGUUUUGAUGAAGAUGUCAAUGUUUUAAUUGGCCGUCGUCAAGGAAAGAAGAACCAUGUGGAAAAUCUGCAUAAACUGAGACAGUGGUGCCGAGACUAUGCUGUUGCUUUUAAAAUAAAUUCAGUCAUCAACAGAUUUAAUGUUGAGGAAGAUAUGAAUGAGCAGAUCAAGGCGCUCAACCCUGUGCGCUGGAAGGUAUUCCAGUGCCUGCUUAUUGAAGGGGAGAACAGUGGUGAGGAUGCCCUAAGAGAGGCAGAAAAAUUUGUUAUCAGUGAUGAAGACUUUGAUCGAUUCCUGGAUCGCCACAAAGGUGUCUCCUGUUUGGUACCUGAAUCUAAUCAGAAGAUGAGGGAUUCAUACCUCAUUCUAGAUGAAUAUAUGCGUUUCCUAAACUGCAGAAAUGGACGGAAAGAACCUUCCAAGUCUAUCCUGGAUGUCGGUGUAGAAGCAGCUAUAAAAUUCAGUGGAUUUGAUGAGAAGAUGUUCCUAAGAAGAGGAGGAAAGUAUGUGUGGAGUAAAGCCGAUAUGAAACUGGACUGGUGACUCAAUAUACUGAGUUAGGGCAGUGCAUUCUGUAAAAGCAGGUGUAUAUUAAUAGGUGAGUGUAUACUUGUAUCUAAUGCUUUUAACUACACUUGGUAUUUUACACAGACUGAAGUUCAGUAUAACUCUGUGAAUAGUUUACAUGUUUUUAAAAUGCAGUUUACAUUGUCUAUUAUUUUCCAGAGCAUGACCAAAUACUUUCAGAGCUUUCACAUGAACAGAUCUCUGAAAUAAGUGUUCUAGUCCAUUGCACCAAGGACUUAAAGGAAAACUGUUUUUAUAAAAUACUACAUGGGUGUGCAUGCCAGAUAACAAACCAAAAGACACCCCAAUCUCUAAUUCACUCUAAAUAGCUAUAAUGAUGAAGUCAAAAUUCUUAUCAGGGAAUGCAUUCUGCCUGUUUCUUGGGGAAAGAGGAAUUGCAGUUCCUGGGUGGAUCACUGGAGGGCCAGCUGGCAGGCCUCUGGAAGAACCCUCUGCUUUUUUCAGGGGUAAUAGAGUCAGAAUGUAGGUAUCAUUAAGUAAUAAUGUAUUUAAAAGGAAAACAAGGUGAAAAAAUUGGCAAUUUUUAUCCUUUAGGACUUAAUUGUAACAGCAUCUUUUUCCUCUCCUCUGUAUACACACAUGAUAUUUGCAAAAACAUGUUGGGGAAUGUAAUUUUCUGUGAAAACAUAUUUUUAGUCAUGAAAAUAUGUUGUAUUCAUUCAUCCUAAAACCUAGACGUACAUUUUACAUAAUGAAAAACAACAUCAUAUUUCACUUUGGCAAUGUCCUUAGUUCUAACAAAUAUUUACAGUGAAACAUUGUUUUAAUUGUGUUAAUAUCUCUAUUUUCCUCUCAUCUGCAAAUAUUGAUUUAUUAUUUUAAAUUAUUUUUGAAGUGUGGGCAUACAGUUCUGAUGAAGAUUCCUUCUCAAAUUAACUAAUACCAUGUAGAACAACCUAACAUAUAUCUUCUGUUGCAUACUAGCUUUUUAUCUUGCUAAGCUAACUAUAAACAACAAAGUUCAUAUUAUCAAGCAGCCUUGUUUUAAACCUUUUUUUAACCUGCAGACAUUAAAUGAAACUAAUUUGGUUUUGUGAGAGCUGCCUUUAAGAGCAAGUAGCAUCAAUAUAAAAUACAAAAAUACAAAAAAAAUUCCUCAAAACCUGAAAAAUAAUCUAAAAUACUGCCCUCAUUCUUGGUUUUCUGGCAAUUGUUAUGGCUUUUUAAUCCAGGUUUUCAAAUUUAACUAAUCCCAUGCUCCCUCUGUCUGAAGGGCACAGGGAUAGACAUUGCACAGAGCAGGAGUGAAUGGCACUACUCAUGCAUGCUGUCCACUGAACUCAAUGUCUGCACUGUCUCACACAUUUAAACAUUUGCAGCAGUUGGGAGCCAGCAUGCAUUAAAUGUACCACGUAGAGAAAAUGACACCUUCUUUCAUUUUUUGGAAAUGCUAGUUGAUUUUUAAGAAGCUUUUGAAAAAAAUGUUUUGCAUUCACCUAAUGUGUCUUCAAAGUUGAAGGGGGAAAAUACUUAAGUAGGAGCUGUUUUUCUGUGUAAAGGAAAGCAGUCUUCUAAACACACUGUGAAAAUAUUUCCAUUUAUAAUUCCUUCAGUUUCUAUUUUUACUGUCCUAACGGUAAAAGAGCACUCAGUGGUGCUCUUUUGUUCCUUUGUAUUUUGCAUUUUGCAAUCACAACACUUCCUAGACACUGACAUUUCAGUAUUUUUUUUUCUUGUAUUAACUAAGUGACAUUUAAAAUGUGGCCCACACACAGUAACCCCACAGUCCUUUGGCAGCUGUUUCACUGACCUUGGCUGGAGUUCUCCCUGGCUCUAUGGGCAGUGCAAAUUUAUGUAACUGGGGUUUGACUUCCCCUGCUCAAAUAUUAAAUCUAGUCUUCCUCAGUACCUACACCACACUGAUAGAAAAGAAGCAUUUUCCUUUGCUGCUGGCUCAGUCCCAGCAUAGGGAAAGAUUUAGUGCAUCAAUGUACCAAAAAAAUCUACCACCCUGCAGCUUCUGCAGAAAAUGCCAGCUGUAGCACAGCACACAGAUAUGACGUACACAAACUCCUGUUCAGAUCCAGAAAUCUCACCAUUCUUGCUUUGCAUUUUACUCAGUAAAUGGCUAUUCUUUUGCUUCCUCUGUGCCUACAGAGGAAGCUGCAGGAGAAACAAGGAGAUGAAAAUGUCAAAAUCCAGUAAAUAAUGCACAGACAUUUAAGAUGGGUUUUGUUAGAAGGCUCUAUGCUACCUUCUUAAAAUGUUAGGGAUUUGACAUCACCUCUUAUUAUCAUACAUAAUUAGUAAAACGUUUCUGCUCUAUGUGAUACUCUUUUUCAAAGGAAAUAGGAGUUGUGUACAUUGGAAAUGAAGAAUCUCACACUACAGUUUGGGAGUCAUUUAAGUUAAUGAACAGCUAUUGGUAUUUUUAUAUGCUAAAUUUAUUGUUGUGUAAAACAACAAAAAAAUUGCUGCAGUUGAUGAAUGUAGUUUAUUUAAAAAAAUAAUUGUAAAAACAGUUCAUAUUGGACCAAAAGUGGACUUCAGGCUUUCAUUAUAUAGUAGGGGCUACCUUUCAGUAUGGGACCAGAAAAAUAAAACUGAAUUCAACAGGGUUACUCCCAGGCUUAGUGAUUACAGGUCAGGUGUAUUGUGAUUGUAAAAAGUCAGAAUUAAAUUUAAGUCUUAUAAGCAUGGAUAUGCUUAAUUGUGUAUUUGUAUAGUAUCAUACUAUUGCAGCUACACACUUGCUAAAAAUGCUGGACUGGGAAGGAACUGACACUGCAUUCUACUAAAAUUAUACAAUUGUAUCCAUUUGUAAGAUAUUUAGAGAAUGAGUGUUUGGGAGGAUGACUUCUGAUAAAAUUGUGGCUAUACCUUGGGUAAUGAGUAAAAUUGUCACUUAAGAUGCACUUUAGGAUACCCUCUUUUUCAGUGUGAAGGACACUGAUACAUUUGAAUGUUACAAAUGAUGAAUUUUGGAGUAAUAGUAUCAAAUAAUUAGUGCUAAGUAUUUCACUAGCAUGUUGCACCUUUCAAUAAAUGUUUUUAUUUUCCUAA
Molecule: messenger RNA, 4299 nt
Organism: Prinia subflava (tawny-flanked prinia)
Lineage: Eukaryota; Metazoa; Chordata; Aves; Passeriformes; Cisticolidae
Gene: RSAD2
Product: radical S-adenosyl methionine domain containing 2
Exons: 6
Coding region: 187-1251 (354 amino acids)
Biological process (GO): positive regulation of immune response; defense response to virus
Cellular component (GO): endoplasmic reticulum; lipid droplet; endoplasmic reticulum membrane
Molecular function (GO): catalytic activity; 4 iron, 4 sulfur cluster binding
Source: RefSeq, a predicted model, not a curated record